This is a messenger RNA of Rotaria socialis, 1512 nucleotides long. The record is from the annotation of a GenBank genome assembly. Lineage: Eukaryota; Metazoa; Rotifera; Eurotatoria; Philodinida; Philodinidae.
AUGCUACCUGAUUUAAAAGACUUUCAAGUUUGGUUUGUAACCGGUUCACAAAAUCUUUAUGGUACAUCCGUAUUGAAACAAGUCGAUGAACAUUCAUCACAGAUAGCUUCAGCAUUCGAUCAAGAUGAACAAAUGCCUGUAAGAGUUAUUUUUAAACCCGUUCUAAAGUCGGCAACAGAAAUUCUUGAAUUAUGUCAAACGGCAAAUGUGAAUAAAUCAUGUGUCGGUCUCAUACUUUGGAUGCAUACAUUUUCACCGGCAAAAAUGUGGAUAAACGGUUUAAAAAUUCUUCAAAAACCAUUCGUUCAUUUGCAUACACAAUUCAAUCGAGAUAUACCAUGGAAUACGAUUGAUAUGAGUUUUAUGAAUUUAAAUCAAAGUGCUCAUGGAGAUAGAGAAUUUGGACAUAUAUGUUCGCGUAUGAAAAUAAAUCGAAAAGUGAUUACCGGUCAUUGGGAAGAAAAACAAGUACGCGAACAAUUAAGUGUAUGGAUGCGUGCAGCAUGUGCUUGGGCGGAUUGGCAAGGUGCACGAUUUGUACGAUUUGGUGAUAAUAUGCGUGAUGUAUCUGUUACGGAAGGAGAUAAAGUUGACGCUGAAGUUAAAUUUGGCUAUUCAGUAAAUACUCACGGUAUUGGUGAUUUGGUAGCUGAAAUUGAACAAGUAAAUGAAAACGAUAUUGAUAAAUUAUGUCAAGAAUAUGAACAACAAUAUACAAUAGUUGAUGAAUUAAAAAAUGAAAAAAAGGCAUCAUUACGAGAAGCAGCUAAAAUUGAAAUUGGUCUUCGAAAAUUUCUUCAAGAUGGAAAUUAUAAAGGUUUUACUGAUACGUUUGAAGAUUUACAUGGUCUUAGACAAUUGCCAGGUAUUGCUGUACAAAGAUUAAUGAAAGAUGGUUAUGGUUUUGGUGCUGAAGGUGACUGGAAAACAGCAACUGUUGUUCGAGCUCUUAAAGUUAUGAGUGUUGGUUUAAACAAAGGUGGCUCUUCAUUUAUGGAAGAUUAUACAUAUCAUUUAGAAGAAAAUAAUGAAAUCGUACUUGGUGCACAUAUGCUCGAAAUAUGUGAAAGUAUUGCUUCAACAAAAAUCAGGCCAUCCUGUGGAAUUUAUCCAUUAAGUAUCGGUGGUAAAGAAGAUCCUGUAAGACUUGUAUUCGAUUCCGAUGCUAGUUCGGCUAUAAAUGUGUCGCUGAUCGAUAUGGGCAAUCGAUUUCGUUUACUGGUCAAUGAAGUUAAUGCUAUUGAACCAUUAUCUGCAUUACCGAAUCUGCCUGUAGCACGUGUUCUUUGGAAACCUAAACCAGACAUGAGAACAGCUUGUACUGCAUGGAUUCUAUCUGGUGGUGCACAUCAUACAUGUUAUAGUCAAGCUAUAACAUCGGAAUAUAUACGUGAUUUUGCUGAUAUCAUUGGUAAUAUUGAAUGUAUUGUCAUUGAUGAUGAAACAACAAUAAAUGGAUUAAAAAAUGAAUUGAAAUGGAAUGAUGUUUAUUAUUCUUUUAAUAGUAAAUGA